CGGCGCCUCCCGAAGAGGACAAAUCAAACAACAGCUUUGACUUAUUGGAUUAUCAUCGUUAUCAUCAUUAUUCUGGGCCUUGCUUUCAUCAAAGGGGAACACGUUGCUGAAGAAGAGACCGAUGGUCGCCCGGUCGGCGUGAUGAAGUGUAUGACUCCUUCACUCGGUCACUAGGGUCAAAAUUUGGAACAAAAAUCCCACGCGACCAAUAUUUUGAACGGCCUCUCUCCAUGAGGCUCUUGGCUACGGUAUCAUACCGUAGCGUAUGCCCUUACGAGCUCCACCCAUACCGUAAGAACAUGGCCUACCGGUAAUGUUUGUCUGUGGGCGGGAUAAGGGUGAGGAACGGGGUCGCCACCCUAUCAGGUACUCUCCCCUUGCAUAAGGGGCAUAUUACUCGUACUGGCAUCUAUGGCUGACCACUCGCCGUCCUCGAGAAAAUCUGGCGUCUACGCUACCGUGCCAAUAUGCAUCUCGCAGAUUGUGCUUUUGGGUUUGCGCUGCUUCGCCCAUUCUUUGGGCUGCCAUUUUGCAACAACCGCAAACACACAUGGCUCUUUCUUGUGCUACGGGAUGCAGCACACCUGCCCUCCCUCCUUUCCCCUUGUAUGUUGGGGGAAUGAGCGGAACACAGCCUCUAGCCUAUGCUGGUCAAGGUUGAGAAGAUGUGCGGUAGGUAGCGUGCACGAUCCAACCUGUCGCGGCCUAUAAAGUCCUGGAGCCCUAGUACGCAAUCGCCUUUGAUAUGUUCACUACGCUUCCAUUAUUACUCUACCGCCAGACCAGGGACGCACAGUUCGCACGUCAAAAGAAAUCACAUCGAUAAAUAGCAUACUUUUCCUCCUAGCCAGCAUCACCCGACUACAUCCGUCACACGGAUAGCCUUUUCUCUCACCAGCAAGAAAAGAAAAGAAGGAAAAAA
Molecule: messenger RNA, 922 nt
Organism: Tuber melanosporum (Perigord truffle)
Lineage: Eukaryota; Fungi; Ascomycota; Pezizomycetes; Pezizales; Tuberaceae
Exons: 1
Coding region: 412-711 (99 amino acids)
Source: RefSeq, a predicted model, not a curated record